AUGGCAGACUUCGCAGGCUUCAACAAGACCAUUUCAGAUGACGAUCUUGACACAAACCUCGAGGACGUGAUGGACUACAAGUUCUACGGCAAAACCUUUCUAUAUGAGAACAUCUACGAACUCGCCAAUAAGAAGAACAAGACCACGGACGGAACAUUCGGCGUGGCCCAGGUGUCCGGCUGCCAGGUUUUCGGGGCACCUCGCGACGGUCCCGUCGCCUUCGGCAAGGGCAGUAAUGAUAACCUUCCGUUUGCCUUCAGCAUGGACGCUGGGCGCUAUAGCGCCGCCGAAGCACUUACUCGUAGGACCCCGUCUCUCAUAAGCCAGGCUGUCCGAAAGGGCAAGCGCUUCCACAGUGCCAUUUGCUCUGUUCCUAGCAAGCUUUGCUCCUUCCCUGUCUCUUGCAUGGGCUUCAUGGUUCCUGUGCUGGGCAAGCGCCAGCGUCCAGCUGCUUCUCCCGUUUCUGGGUCCCAAGAGCACAACCAAGCGUCCGCUGACCGCGCUGGAAAGCGCCUUCGUGACAACAAUGGUGGCGCUGUUGCGAUCGCUGCAACUGUCCACAGCCCUGUCGCUGCUCGCACCACCGCCGGCGAGAACUGGGAGAUGGUCGGUCGCGCACCACGCGGUCUGACUGCUCUCAACCCCGCCAACACGAACACCAACACUGCAUGGGAGCGUCCCCAUCGCAAGGAGUAUGGUGGCUUCCGGGGCUUCUUCCAGCCAGCAGAAGAUAAAUCCUGGACCGUGGAUCCGCGCACCGGUAGGCGGAUCCUGAAGGCGACCUCCGCUAGGCACCACUAG
Didymosphaeria variabile is the source of this 801-nucleotide messenger RNA. RefSeq lists its product as uncharacterized. Bases 1 to 801 code for a protein of 266 amino acids. NCBI's taxonomy places the organism in Eukaryota, Fungi, Ascomycota, Dothideomycetes, Pleosporales, Didymosphaeriaceae. The record is from RefSeq and is a predicted model, not a curated record. The transcript has 2 exons.